GAAGAAGAAGAAGAAAAGGAAGACAACAAUUACAACAACAAAUGUGGAUUCUUUUCAGCAUAUUGAUAAUAAUUGAAUCGCCACAGGCAUAUGCAGCCGAUUUGGUUAUCAAUGUGCCAAGUGCAAGUAGCAAUGAUAAUGCCUUCUAUCGGAUCGAUUAUAGUCCACCAUUUGGUUAUCCCGAACCGAACACAACAAUACCAGCCAGUGAUAUCGGCAAAGAUAUACAAUUCUCACAUGCUCUACCCGGAACUGAAUAUAAUUUUUGGCUAUAUUAUACAAAUUCCACACAUCGUGAGCUCCUCACCUGGACGGUGAAAAUAACUACAGCACCCGAUCCGCCGGCGAAUCUUAGUGUACAAUUACGUUCAAGUAAGAGUGCAUUCAUCACAUGGAAACCGCCAGGAAUGGGAGCCUAUUCUGGUUACAAAAUCAAAAUAUUUGGCCUUACCGAUGUGGGAUAUAAUCGUACCCAUGCACUGGAUAGCAAUGAUACAUUACAGUUAUCAGCUAAGGAAUUAACACCAGGUGGUACCUAUCAAGUGCAGGCCUAUACCAUAUAUCAGGCAAAAGAAUCGGUGGCCUAUACAAGUCGAAAUUUCACCACAAAGCCGAAUACGCCUGGUAAAUUCAUCGUUUGGUUUCGUAAUGAGACAACGCUCCUGGUGCUGUGGCAACCGCCCUUUCCCGCUGGUCUUUACACACACUACAAGGUCUCGAUAACACCGGACGAUGCCAUCGAGAGUGUAUUGUAUGUGGAGCGUGAAGGCGAACCGCCCGGACCCGCUCAGGCGGCAUUCAAGGGCCUGGUGCCGGGUCGUCCGUAUAAUAUAUCAGUUCAAACCGUGUCCGAGGAUGAGACAUCUGUGCCGACAACGGCACGAUAUCUCACAGUGCCGGAGCGUCCGCUUAACGUUACCUUCGAUGCGGAUUACACAACAUCCGAGUCGUUUCGAGUGCGUUGGGAACCGCCACGUUCGUAUAGCGAAUAUGAUGGCUAUCAGGUGUCAUUGUCCACCUCACGUCGAGUAUACAAUGUGGCAAGGAGUGAGAUUGCUGGCCCAGUGUACUUUGAUUAUCCGGAACCCUUGGAGGCGGGCAGAAGUUACGAUGUGGUGGUCAAGACAAUAUCCGAUAAUGUCAAUUCGUGGCCAGCGACGGGAGAGAUUACUUUACGACCCAAACCAGUGCGUAAAUUGCGUGGCUAUUUGGAUGAUCGUAGUAAUAUUUUGCAUAUAUCCUGGGAACCGGCGGAGAUGGGCAAACAAGAUGGCUAUCGAAUAAGCUAUCACGAGCAAGGCAAUGAAACUAGCCCUACGAAAUCCUCAUCCGCCGACACCAUAAUCGAGACGAAGCAAACGGAAUAUAAGCUAGAACCCUUGCUGGCUGGACGACGUUAUCACAUAAGUGUUCAGGCUCUGUCCAAUGGCAUGAGUUCGAAUGCCACUGUCAUCACCAGGGACACACGACCCGGAGCACCCAUUAUCCAGGAGCUACAUAGCAUACCACUCGGCUUGAAUAUCAGUUGGCGAAGCAAGGAGAACUCCCAUCAGGAUCGCUAUGAGGUCCAUUACCAACGAAAUGGCACACACGAGGAGCGCACAAUCACGACGAAUCAAACGAAUUUAAUCAUCCGUCAUUUGCAUGCCGGUUCCGGUUACGAGAUUAAGGUCUAUGCGAUCAGUCAUGAAAUGCGUAGCGAGCCGCAUUCCUAUUUCCAGGCAGUGUUUCCCAAGCCUCCGGUGAAUCUCACCUUGCAUACGGUGAACACGAAUCUGGUGGAGCUCAACUGGCAACCGCCCGAGGGCAGUGAUUUCAGUGAGUAUGUGGUACGCUACCGCACCGAUGCCUCGCCCUGGCAGCAAUUGGCUCACAUACGUGAGAAUCAUGCCAGUAUCAAAGAUAUGCGCUACGGGGAGAGAUAUCUGGUGCAGGUCAACACGGUUAGCUUUGGUGUGGAGAGUGCCCAGCCCCUGGAACUGAAUGUUACAAUGCCGCCGCAGCCAGUCUCGAAUGUGGUGCCAUUGGUUGACUCACGUAAUCUGACCCUAGAAUGGCCACAGCCCGAUGGCCAUAUAGAUUACUACACAAUCAAAUGGUGGCCAACCGAUGCAGUGAAUCAGGUGGAAUAUAAGAAUGUGACAACCCUAGAGAAUCAUUCGACUCCAAGUGUACGGAUACCCAUUGAUGAUCUCUCGCCUGGUCGCCAAUAUAAAUUCGAAGUACAGGCCAGCUCCAAUGGCAUACGCUCGGGUAUAACGCAUCUCUCGACACGGACAAUGCCGCUCAUCCAGUCGGAUGUCUUUAUAUCGAAUGUACUGCCAAUGGAUCCGGACUCAGAUCAAGCGGAACAACAACAUCUCAGCGAAUCGAUUACAUUGAGCUAUACACCGACUCCAGCAGCAAGUACACGAUUCGAUAUUUAUCGUUUCUCGCUGGGUGAUCCGGCAAUUAGGGAUAAAGAGAAACUGGCCAAUGACACGGAGCGUAAGUUAACUUUCUCGGGUCUAACUCCUGGCCGUCUGUACAACAUAACCGUGUGGACAGUGAGCGGAGGCGUUGCCAGUUUGCCCAUCCAGAGGCUCUAUCGUCUGCAUCCAUUGGCCAUAACCAAAUUGGAGGCCACCCAUGUGGAUGCACGAGAAAUAACACUUCAAUGGCCAGCACCAGCCGGUGAAUGGACAGACUUUGAGCUGCAGUAUCUCAGCGCUGAUGAGGAGUCGCCCCAGUUGAUCCAGAAUGUGACCAAGCAAACACAAAUGACAAUUCAACGUCUGCAGCCGUAUCACAAUUACACCUUCACCGUGGUUGUACGUUCCGGUUCGACUGGCCUUGAUGCUAAUACGCCAGCUGGCACCCCAAAUACGGGUACGGGUACGGGUACGGGUGGAGGCGGAGGAACUAUCUUGCGCAGCAGCCCACCCAUUUCGGCCAGCUAUCAGACUCUGCAGGCGGCACCAGGUCGUGUGGACUACUUUCAGCCCAGCGACGUUCAACCCGGUGAAAUAACAUUUGCUUGGCUUUUGGAGUCAAGCGAACAGCAUGGACCCAUUGAGCAUUUCCGGAUAAUUUGCCAAAAUGCCUACGACACGGAGGAUGUGAUUAACUACGAGUUUGCAGCGAAUAGCACUGAGGGACGGAUUAGUAAUCUAGUGCCAGGCAAUAGCUAUAUCUUUCGCAUUCAAGCCAAGUCCCUGGAAUUGGGCUAUGGACUGGAGCGCGAGUAUAGACAACUGAUGCCCAUUUUGGCACCGCCUGCGCCUUUGGCCAGCAUAAUACCUUUGGAGGUUAGUCGAACGAGCUCCACCAUACAGAUUAGCUACAGGAAAAACUAUUUCUCCAAUGCCCAUGGACUGGUGCGUCAAUAUACCAUCAUAGUGGCCGAGGAUGUUGGCAAGAAUGCCUCCGGCUUGGAGAUGCCCAGUUGGCAGGAUGUGCAAUCGUAUACCAUAUGGUUACCCUAUCAGGCCAUUGAGCCAUACAAUCCCUUUGCCAAUCGUUCGCUGGCCUUGGCAUCCAGCGACUUGGAACACUUCACCAUUGGAUCGGCCAAUUGUGAGCAAAAUCUGGCUGGCUAUUGCAAUGGUCCGCUACGCUCUGGGACAACAUAUCGGAUCAAGAUAAGGGCAUUUACCGAUCAUGAUAAGUUCACCGACACCGCCUACAGUGAGCCCAUCACAACGGAUCGCAAUGAUGUCAUCUGGCUGGCCUCCGCUCUGGGUAUCUUCUUCUGCCUGGCCUUUCUGGCCAUUGUUGUUGCCUACUUCCGUUAUCGGAAUAGCAGUUUGCGACGCUCCAAUAAGCUGGCACGGAUGCAGGACGAGCUAGACAUUCUGCCCGAUGGCCAUAUAACACCAAAUCGUCCUGUUCAUAUUAAGGAUUUCGCCGAACACUAUCGCAUCAUGUCGGCCGAUUCAGAUUUUCGUUUUAGCGAGGAAUUCGAAGAACUGAAACAUGUGGGACGGGAUCAGGCCUGCAGUUUUGCCGAUCUACCAUGCAAUCGUCCAAAGAAUCGAUUCACCAACAUUCUGCCCUACGAUCAUUCGCGAUUCAAGCUUCAGCCCGUCGACGAUGAUGAUGGCUCCGACUAUAUCAAUGCCAACUAUAUGCCAGGGCAUAAUUCACCACGGGAAUUUAUUGUCACCCAGGGACCAUUGCAUUCCACCCGUGAGGAAUUCUGGCGCAUGUGCUGGGAGAGCAAUUCACGGGCGAUUGUCAUGCUGACGCGUUGCUUUGAAAAGGGACGCGAGAAAUGUGAUCAAUAUUGGCCAAUUGAUCGGGUGCCCAUGUUUUAUGGUGACAUCAAAGUGCAGCUCAUAACGGAUACACAUUUUCUGGAUUGGAGUAUAUCUGAAUUUAUGGUAUCAAGGAAUUGUGAAUCGCGGAUUAUGCGGCAUUUCCAUUUCACCACUUGGCCUGAUUUCGGUGUGCCAGAGCCGCCGCAAUCUUUGGUUAGAUUUGUGCGCGCCUUUCGCGAUGUCAUUGGGACGGAUAUGCGACCUAUUAUUGUCCACUGCAGUGCCGGAGUGGGACGUUCGGGUACAUUCAUAGCACUCGAUCGCAUACUGCAGCAUAUCAAUAAAGCAGAUGAUGUGGAUAUAUUUGGCAUUGUAUUUGCCAUGCGUAAAGAGCGCGUUUUCAUGGUGCAAACGGAACAGCAGUAUGUGUGCAUACAUCAAUGCCUUCUGGCCGUGCUUGAGGGUAAAGAACAUCUGUUGGCCGAUUCCCUGGAGCUUCAUGCCAAUGAUGGCUAUGAGGUGACUAAAAUUUACUUAGAGCGCCCGAAACUACAACAACAACAACAACUGCAACAACAAGAAAUCAUAUUGAAUGGAAAGACUGGCGGCAGCUUAAUGCCCAUUAGGGCAUCAUUAGCAUUGGCCGAAGAACUGGAAAAAGAGCUGGAGCCAGAGCAUACCACCGCGAAAGUAAAGGAUGAGGAGCAUUACAAGAUCAAUGUUAAUAAUGAUGAUGACGACGACGAAGAGGAUGAGGAUAAUGAUGAUGAAGACGAUGAUGAUGAUGAUCAGCAGCCAUUGAAUCAUGAAACCACAGCCAUAUUAUCGACAGGAAGCAGCAGCAACAGCAGCAACAGCAGCAGCAUCAACAGUAGUCGAAGCAGUCGGGAGCAUGUGGAGGAGCAACAACAUCCACAACAACAACAACAACAUCCACAUCCACAACAACAACAACAACAAGAGCAAAGCAUAAGCACUAGCACUGACUCUGAUACUGACACUGAGGAUGAGGACGGUGAUGGUAUUGAUAAAAGUCCGCUUUUAGAUGACGAGGGCAUUGCUGAGACAGGCAUCUAGAGAAUCCUUCUCUCUUGACUGGGGAUGCCUUUUUGCUGAUAUUUAAACAUAUAUACGAUAAAUAAUAUACACCUCUAUAUAUUUAUACCUAUAUAUAUAGAUAUAUAAAUCCAUAUUAGUUAUAUUAAAUCUGCCUGUGAUGUGCUGGAUGUGAUUUGUCUACCCUAAGGCAUAAACGGUGCUAUCGUAUGAGAAGUUCCAUUGCCAGAUUAAUCAUUUCUUUUGUUUCUCGGAAGAUUUUGAUUAUUUGACCUGUGCCAUAUGGUUUGCUUCAUAUUUUAUAAUUUGCCAUAGAACUCUGAUAUAUGUAUGUGUGCAUAUGAGAUGGUGCCGUAAAUGCCCUUAAUUAGACCAAAACAACAGAGCGUAAUCUUAAGUUUCAGGUAUAUAAUUGCUUUUCUUUUUUUUUUUUUUAUUUGCUCUUUCGAUGUGACAAUAUUGAUGAUUGCAAUUUAGUUUUUUUUUUUGUGUCUUUUACUAUACACUAUACGAUUAUUAUUAGAUUAAUUAUGAAUUGUAAAUUGUAAAUUCAAUCAAUUGUUUUAUAGUAUUUCGUUUAAUUUAUACAUUGUAUUUUCAAUUGAUCAACUAUUGUAUUAUGCUUAUAAUAUUAUACUUAUUUUUAUACUCGGUGACUUGCACCGAAACAAAUUCCAAAUCUAUUUGGAAUCAAUAAUUGUUUCGAUGCGGAUCCCUGACUUAUAUAUAUAUAUAUAUUUAGCUAUAUAGUUUAGUUAGUUUUAGUCAAACAUUAGUCAGUCAAUUUAAUAUUUGUUUAUAUAUAUUUUU
Molecule: messenger RNA, 6104 nt
Organism: Drosophila willistoni
Lineage: Eukaryota; Metazoa; Arthropoda; Insecta; Diptera; Drosophilidae
Gene: Ptp4E
Product: tyrosine-protein phosphatase 10D
Exons: 11
Coding region: 42-5315 (1757 amino acids)
Biological process (GO): protein dephosphorylation
Molecular function (GO): protein binding; protein tyrosine phosphatase activity
Source: RefSeq, a predicted model, not a curated record